AUGCUUGCGUGGGCGCUCGUUCUGCAGCUGCUGCAGCUGCACGCCGACGCGCCGCUGGAGCUCUGGAACUACGACGAUCCGGCGGCCUGGAAGACCCACUUCCCCCUGUGUGAUGGCCCACUGCAAUCGCCCAUCGAUCUGGUGCCCACACCCUGCAGCCGCAGCCCACAGAUCGAACGCGUCAAGGUGGAUUUUGCGCCAGGCCUGAAGAACGGCGAGAUCAUGGGCAUGAACACUGGCCGCAACAUCAAGCUCUUCUUCCGGCCGGAGAACAUCACCGCACCGCUCAUGCAGCUUACCUUUCCCAGCAAGCCGAAGUUCGGCACCUACAGGUUCCUGGAGAUGGUCUUCCACUGGGGAGAAGAGCUGGGUGACCAUGGUUCCGAGCACACUAUCGACGGCAAGUUCUUCGAUGCCGAGGUGCAGAUGGUGUUUUUCAGCGACAGGUACGGCACGUACGAAGAGGCCAGGAAGCACCCCGCCGGGCUGACGAUCGUGGCAGUGCCGCUCAGUGCUGACUUGGAUCGGCCUGUUCCUCAUCUCACGUUCCCCAUAUUCCAACUCGAUGUCAUCCUUGAGGACCUGGCCCCGGUGAACAGCACCAUCCUCAUCGAAGCUGACCUCACGCCGAUGAUGGGGAUGAUGCAGACCGCACUGACGCGGUACUACAGCUACUACGGCAGCUUGACGGCACCACCCUGCAAUCCAGUGGUGCUGUGGCUGGUCUCGUCCACCGAGAUGUCACUGCAGCUGGAGUUCAUCGUCCAGCUGUACGCUGAGAUCUUUCAGGACGAUUUGCUUGGCAGGAAGCUUGUCAUGAACCGGCGCUCCAUCCAGCCCAGCAUGAGACGGGUGGUCACAGUGUGCUCGGAGCCAUGA
This is a messenger RNA of Pollicipes pollicipes, 879 nucleotides long. Its product is annotated as carbonic anhydrase-like. Gene Ontology annotation, molecular function: carbonate dehydratase activity; zinc ion binding. The transcript has a single exon. Lineage: Eukaryota; Metazoa; Arthropoda; Thecostraca; Pollicipedomorpha; Pollicipedidae. The record is from RefSeq and is a predicted model, not a curated record. The coding region runs from base 1 to 879 and encodes 292 amino acids.